Messenger RNA from Paramecium tetraurelia, 486 nucleotides. RefSeq lists its product as uncharacterized. Lineage: Eukaryota; Ciliophora; Oligohymenophorea; Peniculida; Parameciidae. The transcript is spliced from 2 exons. The record is from RefSeq and is a predicted model, not a curated record.
AUGUUUGGAAAGAAUAUUUAUUCAGAUGAUGUUCCUAGUUUUCCUGAGAUUUCUGAAGACUAUUUCGAUAUCAAAGAUCAAAGAACUAUAAAUGAGUUAAUGGAAUUAUAUCAUUAAUCUAAAUAACUCAUACCAGUAAAUGGCUAAGUGUCUAAUUAAUUUAGAGAAAAAUAAUAAGGAUUGUUAAGUUUAUUUGAUUAGCUCGACAAUUAAUUAAAAUCUAGUUAAUGCAAACCAGACAUUUAUGAACCUUGCUAAAUAGAUUCUAGUAUAAAUACUCCUUAUCAGAAUUUUGAUUAUUAUAAUUUAUCAGAUGUCAAUUACGAUUAAAAUGAGGCUUAAUAGGAAGCAGCUAAAUUUUUAAAAUUGAAAUAGAACGAUUUAUAAGAAAAAUUCGAAUAAAUGUAGAUAGAAGCUAAAUAAAGUGGAAAAUUAACUAAAAAAAUGGAACUCCUGUCUUUUUAAGACCAAGAGUAUAAUGAUUGA